AUGGUUACUGAUGCAUGGAAGAAAAUGGUAACAACUAAAGAUGAACUUCAUUCGCUUAACCCAUCGGUCGAGGAGUCACUGUCCACUGUAGUGUUUUGUGUGGAUUGUGUUGCACAUAGAUGGCUCAAUAAGUGCUCAGGCACCAAGGAGUCAGUUAGUAGGUUCUUUGUGGGCACACCUUGUGUUUCCAUUCCUGGAAAAAUGGCUCGUAACGUGGCAGUGACCUCCCUCCUCGUGGCUCUGUGCCUCGUAGCAGCAGUUGCUGGACACAGAAGCUACGGUUCCGGCGGACACAGACCUUUUGGCAGUGUCCAUUCAUCUGCUGGUAUCCACGGAGGUAGCGCUCAUGGCGUAGGACUCGUAGGCUCUGGCAUCCAUGGCGCAGGUCUCGUAGGCUCUGGCAUCCACGGCGCUGGAUCCUUCAACCCCGCUCAUUUCCCUGGUCUUGUGCCUGGUUUCGGCUUCCACCUCAACCAACCCGUGUCUGGAUACAACAAGUGCAAGUACUGGUGCAGGAGUAGCUAUACCCGACAGUAUUACUGCUGCCAACAGUCUUAUUAUGGCUAGAUUUAUAGUUCAGUAUUGUACUGACUAUACCGUGGACGAACCAGUUUCUCUUAUGUUGACAAAAUUGUUUGCUGUUUCUCAAAUAAAGAGUAUGUAAUCAUA
Molecule: messenger RNA, 669 nt
Organism: Penaeus chinensis
Lineage: Eukaryota; Metazoa; Arthropoda; Malacostraca; Decapoda; Penaeidae
Exons: 3
Coding region: 1-567 (188 amino acids)
Source: RefSeq, a predicted model, not a curated record